GCUAAAAACAGUAAUACAGAGAAGUGAGAACAUAAGCCCAAGAGUUAGAACUUUUGACUGGAACGAGCAAAUGAAAUCAUAGAAUUCCCUCUCCCUUCCCACCUUCAGAAAACGCCCUCCUUCUCAUCAGCAAUGGAUUAGAUGUAACUAAAAGUUUGCAUUUUUCUUGGCUUCGAGCUUCUUGGCCUAACGGGUCUCGCUUUUUGAGUCUACAGAAUCUAGAACUCCUAGAGAGAUAGAAGGAAUCGCCAGGAUUUCACUCGACAUGGAAGAAUCAAGUGGAGUCCACUCUGAAGAGUAUAAAGUUUCUUCGGAGAAAGAUAAGAAAAGAAGGCUCAAGACACCUGCCCAGGUUAUGGCUUUGGAAAAAUUUUAUAAUGAGCACAAGUAUCCUACAGAAGAAAUGAAGUCCCAGCUUGCAGAGCAGAUAGGAUUGACAGAAAAGCAAAUAUCUGGAUGGUUUUGCCACAGGAGGUUAAAAGACAAAAAAUCUUUGAGAGAUGAAGCUUGUCCUAGUGGACGACAAGAUCAUUCAAGUGGUGUUGUUCAGGAUCGCGGCAGCGGGCUUGGACAGGAUUCAUGUGGCAGCACAAAACAUGGUGAUUACAGGAACGUUGAUCCUAGGGAAGUUGAAAGUCGAAGGCUCUAUCGCAAUGAUUAUCGGGCUGCAGGUUUCACCUACGAGCAUAGGAGUCAUUAUACAGGAACUGCUAGUUGCACAGACAAUACAUCUUCAGAAAGUAGCUCAUCUUCACAAGACAGGUUGUUUUCCCAAGCUGAGGAUCCAGAUGACAGGGAAAAUUUUAGAUAUCUAACACACAAUGGCAUCAUUACACCUAUAAAUACAAAUAGUGCAAAAAUCAAGGGAUAUAAGCCAUCAGGAUACUUAAAAGUGAAGGGUGAAAUUGAAAAUGCUGCUAUCACUGCUGUUAAGAUGCAAUUGGGGGUUCGUUAUCGAGAGGAUGGUCCACCACUUGGUGUGGAAUUUCACCCAGUUCCUCCUGGUGCAUUUGAGUCUCCAAUUCGGAAUCCAGUUUGUGAACCAUCCUAUGUUGGGAAUUCUGCUCUUUCCCAUUCUCCUGAUAUUUCUGGACUGGAAAGGCAACCUAGUCUCAGCAAUAGGUAUGAGGUGUAUAAUUCCAAGUUGAGUUCUCCGGAUUUAUGUGUGGAAGGGGGGGCAUAUUGUAGUAGUAUGCAUGGCUCUGAUUAUCAGGAUGAGAUAUCUCAGCACCAAUUAAAACAGAAUUCAACUGUUCUCAACCAUACCAAACCUUUCUCUAAGCAGAACUCUUUUACGGAUUUGUAUGAAGAUUCUCCCAGAGAAAAAAUUGCUUACAAUAGCAAGAGGAAACAAAGAAUGAGUGGCAACUGUGGUGCUGAAGGGUUGGGGAUUGACUCUGUUGCUAACGGCCAUGGUCACUAUGAUGGGAAAAUUGGAAGCAAGUUGCAUGAUUAUGAUGAUGUCAGCACCAACAUCAUCAAAAGGAAUGAAACUUUUGAAUUGAAGCCUUCAAUUCUAAUACGCAACCUCUGCAAGUCUGCUGAUAAAGAAGAGAGAGGGCCAUCUACGAGGAUGAAAAAGAAGAAGAAAGUCAAUGAAAAAUGGAAGGGUAUAGAAGAAUACAGCAACCAAGUUAAAUUAAUAAAGCAUCCAUCAAAUGAAAUGACAUAUGUAUGUACAUGCAGGGGUGUGUGACUUGCAGUGUUUUGCCUUGCUAUUGAUGCCCACUUUAAUAUUGAAGGUUGAAAAACGAGUCAGACCUGAUCUUCCUAAGCCAGACUAUGUGAAAAGAGCAUCAUUAACUGGAAUGCCGACAUGGAAAUAUCAGUGCAAAGGGUUGGUAUAAAUUUUUGCUUAUUAUUGUUCUCUCUCUCUCUCUCUCUCUCUCGUGAUAAGACUUGAACCAGUAGCCCAUUGCAUCCUAUCCCUUGUUUCUUGAGCCAAAGCCAAGUGGCAUGUGAACUUGUACAUACCUCUACCUCUAUAUCAACUCAUGCCCUAGCUUUUACCAAAAAAAAUCAGUGCCUUGAUUUGAAAAUUUUUGGUGUUUUCUUUGGCUAUUGAUAUAAUGUAUCAAUGUCUUGGAAUAAUUUCUAUACCCCAUUUUAAAGAAAAUAAAAAACUCCGAUCUCUUAUUCUAUUACAGCAGUAAUUUAGUUUUGAAUUCAAUGUGUAGAUAUGGUUAAUGGGAAGAUAUUCUUUUUUUACAAUCCUAUAUCACUGAAUCAGAUGGGGUAUUUAUGAUGGUUCUUGUUUUACUUUCUUGGUGCGCAAUUACAUCAGUGCUAUCAUAAUUUAUACAAAUCAAAGGUCUUUUUUUUUUUUUUUUCUUUUUUUUUGUGGUUUGAAAGGGUGGGGGCAGAGCGGCGUGAGGUAGAGAAUGGUAUUACCUUUGAAUGACAGGACUUAACUGCAACCAUAAUAUUGGUAAUUUAAAGUCCUAAACCUGUCAAAUUGGGGCAAGUUUGAAUGUGGAAUCUUACUCUACUAUUUGAAGUCUCUCUAAAGUGCCAAUGUUCUUGUAAUAUCUGUCAUAAAUAGUCUACUCGCUAGGCUCUGACUUGAAAAUUUUGAGAGGCAUAUCCUAGUAUUUUAUCACAUUAUGUUUGUUCGUUUCACUAGAGAAUGAAAUCCUGAAAAUGGAAGGUGUUGGCUCUUUUAGGUAAGGCAUCUUUGUGAUUUGGAUGCUGACUUGCCACUUAAUGGAAGCUUUUGCCCGGCUACAUGACUGAAAAUUGAACACCUACAGAGUGGCUUUUUUUUUUUUUUUUUUCAAGUGAAUUUCUUUUCUUCCUUAUUCAUUAUCUGUUGCCCUUUUAGGGAAUUGAAGGGCACAUUGUAUAUAGUCUUUACACGCUUCUUUCCUUUUAAUUUUUAAUUUUGGGGCUCCAUAGCUAAUUAUUUUUGGACUGCACUGCAAAUAUCUACUAGAUCUGUCAUGGGGAUUCCAACUAGCUUCAGCGCGGAUGAAACUGCAGAAACCAGCUCUUCUUUGUAAGGUUUAAUGUUCUCAAAGCGAAGGGCAUGUACAGUCCAAUGGAGAGUCACUUCUCUGGAGCAUUAUCUUCAUGAGCAACAAAGUUUCCACUGGUUACCAAUAUCUUCUGCACUUGCAGUGCUCCCCAGUUUAUGUGUAGAAUAAGUUCUUUAUUUUCUAUUGGAUUUUACUGCUGUAUGGAGGAAAACGUUGCAAACCAACACGCUUGACUGUUAGAAUCAUCUGCCUGGAUCUUCUAACUAUCAAAGUAUGCAAAACAAUGUUCAUGAAUUUAUCACUGUUUCGGGUCAAGCAAACAAUGACAGUGCUUCUGCCUGUGGAUUUUCCAUGCUUCGAUUUAUUAAUCAGAAGAAUUAGUUUAUUUCA
Juglans microcarpa x Juglans regia is the source of this 3365-nucleotide messenger RNA. RefSeq lists its product as uncharacterized. The record is from RefSeq and is a predicted model, not a curated record. The transcript is spliced from 7 exons. The coding region runs from base 266 to 1696 and encodes 476 amino acids. Gene Ontology annotation, molecular function: DNA binding. NCBI's taxonomy places the organism in Eukaryota, Viridiplantae, Streptophyta, Magnoliopsida, Fagales, Juglandaceae.